AUGACUCACAACUCACAAUUCUCGAUGGCCAAAUGUCAUACAAGUAUUGUUUGUAACUUUUGGAGCAAAAUUGACAAGUUUUGGGUAAUAAUGUUAGCCAAGUAUAUUCUUGUUCUGACAUGUCAAAAGGCGGUGGCAGUCUCGGGUAGGAUAAAUGAUGAACCCUGGAAUAUUCCCAAAUGGCUUGCGUCGUCGUUGAGAUGCGAACAUAUUUCUAUAAAGACUUCUGGUGGAAUAAUAAACUUUAUCUCGGUAUUCGAUGUUGGUGGUGGUGGUGAUGGAGAGGAUCGGGAGUAUAUGCUAGAAGAUUUGGAGUAUGUGGAGGGUGAUUCGGAACAUGCGGUGGAGGAUUUGGAAUAUACAGUAGAAGAUUUAGAGUACGCGAUGGUGGAGGGAGAGUCUAAGAGUUGGUCGACUUGUAAUACUUGA
Messenger RNA from Acaulospora colombiana, 429 nucleotides. NCBI's taxonomy places the organism in Eukaryota, Fungi, Glomeromycota, Glomeromycetes, Diversisporales, Acaulosporaceae. The record is from the annotation of a GenBank genome assembly.